AUGUCUGUGGUGUGCAAGAGCCCGUCCGGGUGGUUACUGGAUGAACUUCUUCUUUUAAACAAGUGGUAUCAGUAUGGAGGAGGACUGUGUAGAGCCACAGACUCUCCCUCGUCACAAGGUAACCAAAGCAGCACAGAGACAUUUUAUAGCUACAGAUCGGACUUGUUUAAGAUCCUCAAACCCCAUAUAGCAACUUCCAAAAUACCUGUGGCAUCAGCUCCAUUGCAUGAUCAAGGAAAGAGUGAUACACAGCAGACAGACAUCAGUAGCCCUACCUUGAAGAAGGCUGUUGGAAAGGUAUUGACCUUUACCUUAUACUGUUGUGUGGCUUUUCUGGCUCUGUUACUUUACUUAGCUGGUAAUGUUUACAUCAUUUUACAGAAACGGAAACGAUCAACAUGUUUAAAUCAAGGGGAGCUGGAUGCACUGGCGUAUCACAAAAAGAUAAGUGGUCUUAUUUUGGAAGGAUCCAUGGGUUUGAUUCAUGAAGGACUUGAAAAAGGAUUUCUUCAGCCCGUAACAGAAGAUGAAAACUCUGAGGUCAUGUCUAGACUAUUCAGUAAUACCUGCAGGCUGGCUGAAUUGUGUGAUAUGGCAAAGCAAAUGCCUGUUUUGAAUAUGAGCGAACAUGCUGUGCAUGCUCUCGACAACACAAAUCCUUUGCCUCAAGACUUUGACUUUGUAUCACGUAUAACAGAAAACAAUUCAUACCACCCACAAAUAGUUCAAUUACUAGGCGAGAAGUAUCUCAUCCCUCCCAAAAGCAGCUUUCUGUUAUCUGAUAUAUCCUGCAUGGAGCCCCUUCUACAAUACCAUAGAUACAAUGUCAUUGUUAUCGAUCCACCAUGGGAAAAUAAGUCUGUGAAGAGAAGUAAAAGCUAUAGUUAUUUAUCCCCAAUGGAAAUGAAACAACUUCCUAUACCUGCCCUGGCUGAAUCCGAUUGCCUUGUGGUAACUUGGGUGACCAAUAGACAGAAGCACCUACGUUUCGUGAAGGAGGAGCUUUACCCUCAUUGGUUAAUAAAAACCCUGGCAGAGUGGCAUUGGGUAAAGAUAACUAGAUCUGGGGAAUAUGUGUUUCCACUGGAUUCUGACCAUAAAAAGCCUUAUGAAAUUCUGAUACUAGGACGACUCGAGAAAGAUGAUUGUUCUUCUACAAGGAGUACAGAAAAGAACCUCCCCCCUAUUCCACAACAGAAGCUAAUAGUCAGCGCACCAUGUAAGCUUCAUUCCCACAAACCACCUCUCUCAGAGAUUUUGAAAGAAUAUGUCACACCAGAUGCCUACUGCCUAGAGCUGUUCGCCCGUAACCUGCAGCCUGGAUGGACUAGCUGGGGGAAUGAGGUUCUGAAAUUCCAGCACAUGGAUUAUUUCACAAAAGUGACCAAGAUCUAUUAG
This is a messenger RNA of Spea bombifrons (plains spadefoot toad), 1398 nucleotides long. RefSeq names its product methyltransferase 4, N6-adenosine (gene METTL4). Bases 1 to 1398 code for a protein of 465 amino acids. Gene Ontology annotation, cellular component: cytosol; nucleus; RNA N6-methyladenosine methyltransferase complex. Gene Ontology annotation, molecular function: nucleic acid binding; RNA methyltransferase activity; site-specific DNA-methyltransferase (adenine-specific) activity. Lineage: Eukaryota; Metazoa; Chordata; Amphibia; Anura; Pelobatidae. The transcript has 8 exons. The record is from RefSeq and is a predicted model, not a curated record.